Messenger RNA from Rhipicephalus microplus (southern cattle tick), 4775 nucleotides. RefSeq names its product CCR4-NOT transcription complex subunit 6-like twin (gene twin). Gene Ontology annotation, molecular function: 3'-5'-RNA exonuclease activity; protein binding. The record is from RefSeq and is a predicted model, not a curated record. Lineage: Eukaryota; Metazoa; Arthropoda; Arachnida; Ixodida; Ixodidae.
UCUAUGCUCGUCUGCGUUGCAGUAGAGUGUAGAAAAUAGCGGGGAUUGGUGUGUGGCCCUCUAAAACGCAGAGCCCAUCGACGGUGGUACACGGACGUAGCGCGCAUUCAUCGCGCAACUUGACCGUCUACCGACGUGAUAUGCAUGUGUUCACGCGGGCUCAUAUUCAAGAAACAGAGGAAGACAAAAAAGCGUUCGCGCCUGCAUAGCAGAGCGAGGCGCGUGGUGCUCGUGUCGGUGCCACGGAUCCGAACACCAUCGUCUCGCAGGAUGUUUCGCGCAUACCGGAGUCUACCCAUGUCGAAGACAGGUUCCAGGGACAAGGAUAAAGAAAAGCAUGACUACAACCCUACACGCAUGCCACAUACCAUCAUGUCCCCUGAAGAAUUGGCUGCAGGGAAAAAAUCUUACUGGCCAGAGCUGGAGAUAACAGGUGUCGUCCGUAACCUGAGCCCUGCACUGUGGCAGUUAUCACAUUUACGCUGCCUGUACCUGAAUGACAAUUGCCUGACACGCUUACCGCCAGGCAUUUCCCAACUAGCAGGACUAACCCACCUGGAUCUAAGCUGCAACAAGCUACGUUCUCUGCCGGCUGAGAUGGGUGAUAUGGUAAUGCUGGAGCAGCUGCAUUUGAAUCACAACCAUCUUCGAGUACUUCCCUAUGAGUUGGGAAGGCUCUUCCGUCUGAACACUCUCGGACUCACUGGAAACCCACUGGCACCAGAGCUCUUCAACUUGUACAACGAACAAAACGGUGUAUCAAGGCUCUUGACAUACCUGUUGGAUAACCUUGUAGAUGCAGAACGCUGGAAGGAAGCCUUUAUUAUCGGACCCGACGGCCAACCAGUUUCAUCAUCACAACCCCCGCAGCGGCCAUGGGUACAAGUGAGACAUGCAGUGCGAUCUCAUCCUUCAACUUCAUUCACAGUGAUGUGCUACAAUGUGUUGUGCGACAAGUAUGCCACGAGACAGGUGUAUGGAUACUGUCCAGUCUGGGCACUUAGCUGGGAGUACCGCCGAAAAGGAAUAAUAGAUGAGAUUCGGCACUAUGCAGCUGACAUCAUCUCUUUGCAGGAGGUAGAGACAGAACAGUUUCACGAAUUUUUUCUGCCAGAACUCAGACGAGAUGGUUACGAUGGCAUCUUCUCUCCAAAAUCGCGAGCAAAAACAAUGUCUGAGAGUGACAGGAAGCAUGUUGAUGGCUGUGCUAUCUUCUUUCGAACUAGCAAAUAUAGAAGCGGCAAUGCCGUGAAACAUGCCAAGCUGCUCUCAAAAAACUUCGUGAUAAUGGCUUACCAGCAUGAAGACGCAAAUACCAAGACACAGAGACAUGCAUGUUUUAUGGCUCCUUUCUUUGUUUGCCUGCUACUAAUUUUUAUGCUGAAAGUAUGCUUACCUUACAUGUCCUUGUGUGAUGGUGCAGCCCAUCCGGAGCACAAGAGCCUGCUACCGUACCAACCACCGUUGUUGGUGUGCACAGCACAUAUUCACUGGGACCCUGAGUACUGUGAUGUUAAGCUGAUUCAGACAAUGAUGUUGAUGCGGGAGCUGCGCAUCAUUGUGGAUGACGCUGUACAGUUGCUUAGGGCUGGAUCUCUGGGAGGGCUGCACCGUCGAGCUGUACUGGACACUUCCAGCAUUCCACUCCUACUUUGUGGGGACAUGAACUCCCUCCCCAACUCAGGUGUUAUUGAGUUCCUGAAAACAGGCCAUGUCUCGGCCGACCAUCCUGACUUUAAAGAACUUGGCUACAAAGAUUGCCUGCGUAAGAUGUGCCUGGAAUCUGGUUCCCUCAUAGGUGGCUCAUACACUCAUCCCUUCGAGAUGAAGGAAGCUUAUGCAGAAGGAGUCAUGCCCUAUACAAAUUUUACGUUUGACUUCAAAGGAGUCAUCGACUACAUCUUUUUCACACGGCAGCACAUGCAAGUGCUAGGGGUACUAGGCCCUCUGGAUCCCCACUGGCUGCAGGAGAACAAGGUGGUUGGCUGUCCACAUCCACAUGUACCAUCAGACCAUCUGCCCCUGCUGGCCCAGCUUGAAAUAGCACUUGUGACUAACGGCCUGGUCCAGCGCAGGUAGCAACGGCUGGAGUGAGCCCUCCCCCAUCGUCUUCUGUCCCCGACUAGUACUGCGUGUGCACCCCAACUUGCUCGAGUCCAAUGGUCAGGACAUCAUGACUGCUGCUUCUCAGUGACCCAAUUUUUCUGUGAUCACUGCUGACAAAACAGCCUUUGUAGUGCCGUGUGCCAGUUGGCACCCACCUGCUUUGGUCAAUUCUAGUGUACCAUCAAAAAAAAGGUCUUGAUGCUCCUCCUCUGCUAACUUUGGUCUGGGUCAGCUGGGUCAGGAGCAUUAGUGGUAGCAGCAGCAGCAACAACAACGACCAUUCAAAUCCGGGUCACGGUUGACUGUUUUUCUUCCUUUCAACAACAUCUGCUCAAGCAAUCUGCAGUUAACAACUCCAAAAGGCUGAAGAAAGGCUGCCAUCUAGGUAGUAUAAAACAGUUGAAUAGGAAGAAUUGUACAUUCAAUACUGUCAUCGUACAGUUGACAUUUAAUUUGUUUCAUCGAAAGAACCGGUGUUUUAGUUUUCUUGCAUAAUUCUUUGAGCAUAGCUAUGUGGCCUAUUGCCUUUCCGCUGGAAAAUUACAAAUGCAAGCUCUUUCUUUUCCUGUAUCCACUUUGGGUAAAUAGUCAUGUUAGGUCACAUACGAGACACAGGAAGGAAGAAGUAGAAAUUCGGCUUUCACUGUUGUCAUCUUUGCUUCAUGUGUAUAACAGUAACAAAGAAGAAAAAAAAGUCAACUAAACACAAAUGAUGGCUAAUUUUGAAGUGAUUUUUUGUUUUAACUCCACCAAAGCACUUACCAUUUUUUUGCUUACUACCUGUAUAGCAAAGGUCAGCAAGAGUUCAUGCCUUUCGCAUUUAUGUAGAGCUUGUAUCUGAAAUAAAACUUAAGGUCACAUUUAGGCAGACAGAAUAAGCCCACAGUUAAUUAGAUAGAUUUUUGCUCUAUCAUAGAUGGCAGCCUGGGAGUUGCUAACUUUGGAAAAUGUGCUACAUGAAAUUGCUGCCAAACAAGUCUCAGUUUUUGUCUUGCUUUGAGGCAAGACAAACGAGGUCUGUUGAUGGAAGUAUGUAGUUUCUAUAAUAAAGUUGACCCAUCUUCUCCAAUUUCUUCUGCAAAGCAACACACAAGAAAACCUUAAGGACCAAGCAAGACCACCCCUCCUAUUAACACCUUUGUGGUGUGUGGCGUGGUGCAUCCUUUGACACCGUCCACUUGCCCAUUAUAGCCAUCUGAGCAUUGCCCAAGAAGAUUGCUUUUGUUUUACAUAAACCUUAAACUAGCACUUGAAUACACAAAAUAAAAUAGGAGUUCUGAAUUGUCCUUUUUUUUUUCUUAAAAAAAAAAGAGACAAUGUUACGAUUUUUUUUUUUUUUUGCAUCUCUGUGGAAUGUGUGAGGCGAGAUCUUGGACAUGUGAUCCAGGCAAGUGUUGAUGUGGUGUAGCAUUGAAGCCUGUCAAUGCCUACUUCAUACUUCACAUACAGGUGGAUGCUGCCCAUCUUAUGCAGCAAGUUGCAUGUAUGCUGCAGCUUAGAAAAUGCUGCCGAGUCCACAUAAAGGGAGGAAGGAACUGUUUCAGCAAUGUGGGCUUACCUGCAGUUUGACUUCAUAUAAAUGUCACGGUGCGUUGCCCUUAGCUGCUGACUAGCCUUAGUUUCAAUGGAACAUUGGCUGUCAUGAGUAACAAAACAUUGCUGACACAGUUCAUUCUCUUUGGUGCUGUAUGCUUAUCUUCCUGUGUAAUGUCUUUUCGGGUUGGAAAUGUUAUUGGAGGAUUGUCUUGUCAUGGCUGUGCCCUUGGAUACAUAGUUUUAGCAUGUGUAUCUGAAAUGGUGGGCUAAGCAUAAAUACAUGUGGUACACACUUAAUGACAAAUUUUGGUCCAAACUGUGAGUAUUUGCGUGAUGUACAGUCAUUCAUUGGCUAGACAUAUCAUAUCAUUUUUUUCCUGUUCAAACAUCACACUUAAUGGAUGACCCAGGGUUAAUUUUGAGACGGGGACUUGCAUUAGUACAUAGUAGGCUAGAAUUGUAAGGUGCUUGUCCAAGGUUAGUUUAAGAAAGAAAUUUGCAUUUUUUUUUUUUCAAUGGCAUGCUGUAGUAUGAUUGCUUUUUCUCUUCUCAUUUUUUUUGUAGUAGUUGUUGACCAUAGACAAAUAUAUCUUUUUAGUACUUUUGAUCAAUUUCUAUAACGGAGACCCAGAUGAGUCAUUAGUCAAAUCCUGCCCACUUUGUGGCCUGCCACGUAUAGAUUGUGUUAUGCUUUAGUUUUAUUCAAAGUUAGGUCAACAACUUUUUGUUUCUGUUCAGUGUUUCACACAGUGCUUAAGUCAUUUUCUUUGUCCUGUGUUCUAGUGCUAGCUGCUUGUGUACACUGCAUUAAUGUAUAUAGAAGCUAAGAACUGACGUGUCAUGAAGAGCUGGCUUUUCUCAUUGAACAUGACAAAAUUUUAAUUUUUUUUCUUUCACCGCAUUCAGUAUUGCAGGUUGUGUGCACAAGAUGAAAAAUGCAUCUGUGUGGAGCUGUUAUCUUUGCUAUGAUUGACUUGAUGUGCAUGUUCCAUUUUUCAUGCUAUUGCACCAUACAACAAGGGUCUAAAUUCCAAUUUUUCUAACCCUUUUUUUAUGGAUGUGUAAAGUCUUCUUGUUAUGAGUGUUGUAGAGAGUUCUUCAAAUUGAAAUAAAACAUGGUUGAAGUCCUUGCA